UCACAUCCAAGGAAGCCUGGCUACCGAGAGCUCUCAGCAUCUUGCUUCCUGCUCCUGCACCAUGAAAAUCCUGAUCUGUGACCUCCUGCUGCUCAGCCUCUUCUCCAGCGUGUUCAGCAGUUGUCAGAGGGACUGUCUGACCUGCAGAGAGAGGCUCCAUCCAGCCCUGGACAGCUUCAACCUAGAGAUGUGCAUCCUUGAAUGUGAAGAGAAUGUUUUCCCAAGCCCUCUCCUAACUCCAUGCACCAAGGUCCUGACCAGGAGAUCCUGGCAGCUCAGCCCUACUGACCCAGAACAUGCAACUGCUGCUCUUUACCAGCCAAAAGCAUCUGAGAUGCAGAAUCUGAAGCGAAUGCCCCGCACCAGGAGCAUAUUCCAAGAACAGGAGAACACACAGCCUGGCAUGGAUGAUGCUGGAGAGAUGGAGCAGAAGCAGCUACAGAAGAGGUUCGGGGGCUUCACCGGAGCCCGGAAAUCAGCCCGGAAGCUGGCCAAUCAGAAGCGGUUCAGUGAGUUUAUGAGGCAGUACCUCGUCCUGAGCAUGCAGUCCAGCCAGCGACGGCGCACCCUACACCAGAAUGGUAAUGUGUAG
This is a messenger RNA of Chrysochloris asiatica (Cape golden mole), 592 nucleotides long. RefSeq names its product prepronociceptin (gene PNOC). NCBI's taxonomy places the organism in Eukaryota, Metazoa, Chordata, Mammalia, Afrosoricida, Chrysochloridae. The transcript is spliced from 3 exons. Gene Ontology annotation, biological process: neuropeptide signaling pathway; chemical synaptic transmission; sensory perception. Gene Ontology annotation, cellular component: dendrite; neuronal cell body; plasma membrane. Gene Ontology annotation, molecular function: opioid receptor binding. The record is from RefSeq and is a predicted model, not a curated record. Bases 62 to 592 code for a protein of 176 amino acids.